GGAGAAAGAUUCAAGAUUGUCUAGGUGAAUAAAAUGCUUUUGCUAUCACAGUAGCUGAGCAUGCAAGCUAUACUUCAAACCUUGGGGAUUGUGAGAAUCAAGUGGAGUGAGAUGUAGAAGGAAAGUUGCAUCAGCAAAGGCGGGGGAAGCUCCAACUCCGACGUGACCAACCCCCGGAACAAAUCCCUUCAUCCUCCCUUUUGAUGUAACCACUUCUCCAUGCACUUCCUCUAAACAGAAUCAAUAAACAGCAGAGAGUUCUAGCUAUCACUAGGCCUUCAAAAUGUCCCCUCCACCUCCCGCAGAAGUCAUCGAUGGUUGCAAGACCUUUAUCCCUCUCGAAAACAAUCCAGAUGUACUGGAUCAUCUCUGCAAAAACCUCAGUAUCUCACAAGAUCUCGCAUUCCACGAUAUACUCUCCACAUCUGCAGAGUUUGUGCGAGAAUGGUAUCCUCGACCAUGCAACGCCUUGAUUCUCCUCGCGCACACGCCCAUCUACAACGCCGCGCGCUCAGCGAUUGAGCCCACCAUCCCGAGAUACGAGGGUUCAGGCCCUGACGAACCAGUAAUCUGGAUGAAACAAACCAUCGGACACGCUUGCGGACUAAUGGCACUCCUACACGUCGUAUUCAACCUCGAAGGUGGUCGAUAUGUAACCCCAGGCUCGGGACUAGACAUAUUCCUCAAGCAAGCUAUUCAACUGGAGCCCACGGAGCGAGCACAAUUGCUUUAUGAUUCUGAAUUUCUGGAAAAGGCGCAUAUGGAUGCAGCCUCGCGCGGGUCCUCGACUGCGCCCUCGCCUCGGGACGAGAAUCAUCACCAUUUUCUGGCUUUUGUUCGGAAGAAAGAUGGACAGGUUUGGGAGUUGAAUGGGGGUAUGAAUGGGCCCUUGCUACGAGGAACACUGAGCCAGGGGGAGGAUUUGUUGAGUGAGGAAGGACUGAAGAUCACUGCUCAGGAAUUCUUGGGAGUUGCUGAAAAGAAUGGAUUUGGAGAGAUGAGUAUCGUUGCGGUCACUGGGGCGGAUGCUGUUGCCCCCGGCUCAUCAUGAAAAGAACGUGUCUUCCAUUGAAAAGGGGGGCUGAGUAGACAUCAUCCUUGUACCUGAGUUAGGAAAUGAUAUCACGAGGUAAUUCAAUCAAAUAUCAUCCAUCGCUUGUAAAACCUGGUGUAUGUCAAAUGUGCCCCAAGUAUAUGCAUG
This is a messenger RNA of Penicillium subrubescens, 1201 nucleotides long. RefSeq names its product Ubiquitin carboxyl-terminal hydrolase. The coding region runs from base 284 to 1051 and encodes 255 amino acids. Gene Ontology annotation, cellular component: cytoplasm. Lineage: Eukaryota; Fungi; Ascomycota; Eurotiomycetes; Eurotiales; Aspergillaceae. The transcript is spliced from 2 exons. The record is from RefSeq and is a predicted model, not a curated record. Gene Ontology annotation, molecular function: cysteine-type deubiquitinase activity. Gene Ontology annotation, biological process: protein deubiquitination; ubiquitin-dependent protein catabolic process.